UUUUAUCCCGCCAAUUUAGUCAAAACAUCACUUUUGAGUGCACUUAAUUUAAUUAAUUCAGGCGAGAAUGGCGAGUAUUCAACAAAAGAUUUUUAAUGAAAUGGUUCAUAAGCUCGGAAUGAACCAAAAUGACAGAUUAAUCAGUAAAGCGAUUGAAAUUAUCGAGUUAAUUAAAGCUAAAUCUAAUGAGAUAUUAAAGCACAUGAAUGAUAAUGCGAAAGUUAUUCUAUGCCUUGAUAUCAGCUGUGAAUUACUCAAUUAUCCAUUCGCAGAAACAAGCUUAGCAAUACAGCAAUCAUGCCUUAAAAAAUCAAUUUACACAAAGAACAAGAAGAUCUUAUUGAAAGUACUGGAUCUCGAUAAAAAGCUGACAAUAGAUGAAGUGAUCAGGAAAUUAGGCAUAACUCAUACAAAUAAUAUCGAGAAGUUAUCAAAAGAGAUAUUUAAAGAUUAUAUGAAGCAGCAAACUUACGAAGAUCAGGAUAUUAAUCCAGCAGUAUUCGUUAUGAGCGUCUAUUUUGCAUGCAAAUACGAAAAUGUUAAAGUCCUCAAAAAGAAUGUCCUUAAUUUAAGUAAUCUAACUCACAGUCAAUGGGGUAUAAUGGAAAAGUCAUGGGAAAAAUGGACUAGCAAUUUUAAUAAGGCUAAAGGCAGCAGUAAAAAGGAAGCUAAGGCUGUAAAAGAGAAUAUACCUGAAAGUAUUGAAGAUGUCCCAGAAACAAUCAAGUCAAAAAGAUCUGAGACUGCAGAAGAGACUUAUGAUGAAUGGGCAAAAAGGAUAUUAGAUAAAGCAUACCAAGAACUCCGUUUAGAUAAGUAAAAAAAAUAUAAAUUUAACAUUUAUUAAUAAUUUUUUUUUCUCUUGAUUAACGUAUAAAGUUAAACUACAUUAUCUGAAAAAUACAGAAUUAUGGCUUUCCAUUUUUUAAAAAAUCUGACUCAAACUCUUUUCGUUUCUUUUCUCUUGCUGUGCAUUACAUGUUGUUGAUACAUAACUUUAUGUAGGGCCUUAUGUUUUAAGGUAAAAGAAGUAAUAAGUAAUAACAAAUUGCAACAAAUAAUAAUUAUAAUAUUUUUUUUUUUAACUUAAAAAUGUCUCUGAAUUAGAAGAUAGCAGACAGAUAAUUGAUUCAAUUAAUAUUAUUAAGGAUAUUACGUUUAACAUAAUUUAUGUAAAAAUAUAUAUAAAUUUGCAUUAGUUCACAUCUAAUGUACAGAUUAACCAACACUAUCGGAACUACUGCUCGUAUUCAUCUUAUUGCUACUUGUUCGACUGGUCGGUGAUGACUUCUUACUAAAUACUGGUAUUUUGGACGGUGUUUUCGGUGUGUUUAAUGGAGCUGAGGAUCGUCGAGCAACUGGAAUCGGUGCUGUUCCUUCCUGUGAUGACUUUUCAAAGUUCUGUCUUAUUUGUUCAAUUUGUGAUAUUCUCUUGACUGGUGGUUCUCGAUGAUUUCCAUUCAUAUUUGUUGAAUUCUCGUAGACAGUUGUUGUAAACUUGAUUUCAGUACUUUGUGGGAUAAAGUUCUUCUCUAUGUGCUUUCGUUCGUUUUUGAGGAAGUUAGCUGUUGAUAAUGGAUCAUUUGUUAAGGUCAUCAUUUUUGUGGAUGUUAAAAUUUGUGGUGAUGUAGACGAAGACUCUGAAGAUGCAUUUGACAUUGUAGAUGAAGUAAGGGUUGCUGUUUCUUCUGAUGUUGCCAUGUCCUCAAUAGCUGAAUCAUCAGCGUUAACACUAGCACCUUUAAAAACAAUUUCUGUGAGGAAUUUGCUCAUUUGGUGUUGAUUAUUAGCACCUUCAUGACUAAUUGUUGUUUUGGAUACGUUGUUAUUAUUUAUUUCGGCAUCAAUGUCUGUAUGAAUUCCAUUCAGUUUCUCUUUGAUUUCUGCCUCAAUAAUCUUCGGUUUAAAAUCAUCUUUCAUCAUCUUAUCUUCUUUCUCGAAAUCAUCCAAGACUUGCAUGUUAAAAUCUAAUUUAACAUCAUCAAUAAAUUGAAUCGACGAUGGUUGAGAGUCUGUGGAAAUCGUAACUACAUUUUCUUUUACAUAAAAUCCAUCUGCAAAUAAAUUAACACGUAGAAAGUAUUAAUCAAUCAAUUUUCCAAUAAACGAUAAAUUAUUAUAAAUGUGGUCGAUCAUGAGUGACCGAUGAAAUCGCAAUUUUGCAGCAUGCAAAGCAUUUUUAAGAAGUAAAAUCCUUCCAGUAAUGAAAUGUUUGAAAAAUAACCGUCAAAAAUUGUUUGAAAUUUAUGCAAAAAAAAUAUUUGAAAAAAAACGGUUAUAGAAAAUUGAGAGCAAAUAAAGUUUUCCAUACAUACAUACGAACAAAUUUGGAUUAAACUAAUCAAAAAGAAGAGCUGCUUACCAUUUUUGAUGAUAGUGGAUGUGGUCGUCAUGGGUUUCACCUCAACAGAUGAGAUCUUAAUGCUAUUGACGCCAUUAAAAUCACUCGAAAA
This is a messenger RNA of Chironomus riparius, 2453 nucleotides long. The record is from the annotation of a GenBank genome assembly. Lineage: Eukaryota; Metazoa; Arthropoda; Insecta; Diptera; Chironomidae.